This is a messenger RNA of Staurois parvus, 342 nucleotides long. Lineage: Eukaryota; Metazoa; Chordata; Amphibia; Anura; Ranidae. The record is from the annotation of a GenBank genome assembly.
GGGGGCGACAGGCAUCGGGCCCCCAGGCGGGGCGGCGGGCGCCGGGCCCCCAGGCAGAGCAACAGGUCUCGGGCCCCCAGAGCGGGGAGCGGCGGGCGCCGGACCCCCAGGCGGAGCGACAGGUCUAGGGCCCCAGGCGGAGCGACAGGUCUCAGGCCCCCAGGCGGAGCGACAGGUCUCAGGCCCCCAGGCGGAGCGGACAGGUCUCAGGCCCCCAGGCGGAGCGACAGGUCUCAGGCCCCCAGGUGGAGCGACAGGUCUCAGGCCCCCAGGCGGAGCGGCGGGCGCCGGACCCCCAGGCGGAGCGGCGGGCGCCGGACCCCCAGGCGGAGCGACAGGUCU